Molecule: messenger RNA, 326 nt
Organism: Cynoglossus semilaevis (tongue sole)
Lineage: Eukaryota; Metazoa; Chordata; Actinopteri; Pleuronectiformes; Cynoglossidae
Product: small ubiquitin-related modifier 3-like
Exons: 2
Coding region: 30-311 (93 amino acids)
Molecular function (GO): protein binding
Source: RefSeq, a predicted model, not a curated record
ACAAGCAACUGUAUGCAUGAAACCUCUUGAUGCUUGUACCUAAGUGCUUCUGCUGUUUGCUGCAGGAAGGUGUGAAGACGGAGAAUGACCACAUAAACCUCAAGGUAGCUGGUCAAGAUGGGUCAGUCGUACAGUUUAAAAUAAAGAGGCACACACCACUCAGCAAAUUAAUGAAGGCCUACUGCGAAAGACAGGGUUUGUCGAUUCGUCAGAUAAGAUUUAGGUUUGACGGGCAGCCGAUUAAUGAAACAGACACACCUGCACAGGUUGGUGUAACAAUAUUGUAUAUGUACUGUAUUGUACUGGUGUAAUAUAUUUUGUGAAAG